Messenger RNA from Gadus macrocephalus (Pacific cod), 9182 nucleotides. RefSeq names its product SEC16 homolog A, endoplasmic reticulum export factor (gene sec16a). Gene Ontology annotation, cellular component: endoplasmic reticulum exit site; ER to Golgi transport vesicle membrane. The record is from RefSeq and is a predicted model, not a curated record. The transcript has 31 exons. Gene Ontology annotation, biological process: autophagy; Golgi organization; COPII vesicle coat assembly. Lineage: Eukaryota; Metazoa; Chordata; Actinopteri; Gadiformes; Gadidae. Bases 224 to 7930 code for a protein of 2568 amino acids.
UAUACCUAGCUGAUAGCGGCCGAUAGCUGAAGGCCCCGACGGAUCCAUGUCCUCGGUGUUAACCAUGAGGUAACCUGCUGUUGAUCAGCGGUUGGUCGGUAAUGUGACGUUAGCUCAAACCGCCGACCCGUCUAAACGCUCCGUGACAUGUCAGCGCUACACCUGAGUCUAAUAUUCUCAGCAACAUAACCGGCUUGGUCUGUGCAUUGGUUACGGUAGAACCAUGCAGCCUCCUCCACGGAAUGGGCCUCCUGGGGCUUCCGGCCCUUCCUCUGCAGGGCCCAACGCCUUCCGCAGGAUAAGACCCCUCAAGCACACAUCCACAGCACCAGCUGCAAUGAUGGGACCCCCAGCUGCAAUGAUGGGACCCCCAGUUGCAAUGAGGGGACCCCCAGCUGAAAUGAUGGGACCCCCAUCUAGUAACCAUCCAAUGACAGACCCUUUUGCUUUUGGGAUGCAAGCCCCAGCACCUAUGGCUGCUGCUGCUGCAGGUCCUCCUAUGGUACCCAAUAGCAACGCUCCCUUCCCACAGAUGGCUCCCAAUAGCCUGUAUUCGCAGGCUGGCCCAGGCAUGCAUCCACAGCCAGUGGAUCACCAACAAGCUGCUUCCUCCGGUCCGCACUCAUCCUAUCAGGCCGGAGUAAACCUUUUCACCCCUCAAGGUGUAGCUCCUCCUACUCAACAGCACCCAGGACAGUUACCGCCGCAAGUCACACAAGGAUAUACACAACCAAAUUCAGAACAGGGCUAUUUUAAUUCAAUAGCACAGCCACCACCGACGACCCAUAAUGUCUCGUCCAUGGCUUCAAACUCAAUGCCUAGCCAGCCAUAUUUCCAUCAGGACCACCAGGGGGAGCAUGCUCCUCAAGCCAUGCCCUUCCAGCCAGUGCCUCCCACAACAUCAUCCUCUCAUUGGUCCCCUGAUCAUGGGAGUCGCCCUCCGUCAUUGCAAAACUAUUUCCAGCCAACCACUGACCCCCCAUUGCAGCCCUUUAACAUCCCUCACCAGCCUCAAGCAUACCCUUCCCACCCACCAUCCCCUCAUCAUAACGCCCCCACUCCUCCAACACAGCCCGAACCUUCCCAAGUCCAGGCACCUCUUCCCCAGGACCCGGAGAUGGUUCCUACGAGCUCACAAUGGCCAGAUCCAAAUGUACCUCAGCAGCAUGAAUCACACUUCCAGGUUCAGAGCUACUUCAGUCAAGGCGCAGGCACACAAGAUACCUGGUUUAACCAGCCGUCACAGGAUCCAGUCUACCACCAAAUGGGCAUUGGCAUGAGCCCCACCCCAAACCGGCCCACCUCAGCUGGACCUCAACGUAGUACCCCAACUACUGAUCCUUUACCAGGAGCGGCCCCACUUCCAUAUGCACAGGAAUCUGGUUCUGUCUCAAUGUUCUUCAGAGGAAGUGAUGUGGAGAACGAAGAGACACUGGCUGGAGAGGGUAAGAAAGCUGUGAAUGGUAUGCAGGGAUCCGGCCAGCUUCACAGCCAUCCACAACUGCCUCCACUGCCCUACGUCAGUCAGGCAGAGCCUCCAACAGGGGAUUACCAUGGAGCCUCUUUCAGCAGCAAUCCACACAUACCGUACAUGAAUGAGGGCCUUUACGCAUGCCCAGUGAACAUCCAAAAGCCUUCUGAACCUCAGCUUGACCACGUGGAGAAUCUUGAGUGUGUACCCAACCAGGAAGUGUUGCCCAGUAAAACCAUUGGUAGCCCCUCUGGGGAGGUCGGCCCCGGAGAAGACCAUCAUGAAGCAGGUCCCAACCUUGAGACCCCAGAUACGAUUCCACGACCAAUGAGAUCUGCUAGUGUGUCAUCAAGCUACAGUAAUGUAAGUCACGGUAGUGGAACUGGGUCCCGCCGACAUCAGGGGGUCAUGGGCACUUUUAUACAGCAAGAAAGCCCUCGCCUCGUUGAGGAUCCUAACAUCGCUGUGGCUGCUGGGGGAUACUUUGAGCAGAUUGACACUUCUCCGGCUACUGAUGUGGGUGCGCACCAUAGCUCCCAGGAGCAUAUCUAUACCAGUCAGCCCCCUACACCCAGCCCCCCCAAACCUACUGGUGUAUUCCAGGCCAGUGCAAACAGCUCUUUUGAACCUGUACGCUCGCAUGGAGUUGGUGUACGCCCCGUUGAAGUUGACAGGGCGAAAAUGGUUGCUGAAGGGGGUGGCGAUGCUGUACCUGGCAACCUGGAGCAGCCCCCAGAUAAUAUUGAAAACAUUUAUGGAACCGGUCAUCCUUUAACGACUGGACCUGGAGUUCCUCACCUCGUACACCCUGUGGUUCUGUCUCACUCCCGGCCGUCUUCCCGUGCGUUUGGCGCUCACCGGCCCUGUGAAAGCCCUGCCACUACUCUAUGGGCUCAAAAUGACCCUUCCACCUUAGGAGCCAACAUCCUUCUUGCCCCUGCUGCUCCCCCAGUCCUUGCCCCGCUACGGGAACCUACUAACGAUGUCAUACAGCCCCCUGAAGAUGGUCCUUUGGACCUUCAACCCCCCCAGAGAACCAAUGCCACUUCACAGCAGCACUCAGAGAAUCUAGAGAACCCGCCGAAGGUGAGUGUGGGGGAUCUGUCCGACUCCCAAGGUCAACUGGGCUAUGCGUCUCUCUUGGUGGCCGACACGCUUCACCAGCCUGUGUUGAUUGCUCCUCCGGUGUCCAAUUAUAGUGUGAUUCCUCCCACUGCACAAGCUGCUGCUCCAAGGCAGCAGACCAGUCCACCCAUGAGACCCCCCUCACAGGGGCACGGGGCCAGUAUCUCCCUACCACCUCUAUUAUCGGCCGAUCAGAACCAAUCCUUCAUGGCAUUACCAAUGAUCAACCCCUCUACUGCGCAGAGUCAGGGCCCACUUAACCUGGCUCGAGAUCAGACGGAAUGCGAAAGAUGGGAAACCACAGCUUUGCCGUUAUCACAGGCCGCAUGCCUCCCUCUGUCAAGGGCUCAAUCAAUGGAUGGGGAGAGCCACUCUGCUCUCCCUAUAAAUCCACAACUUUCAAAUUAUGAACUGCUUGAUUUUUCUAUGCACCAAUCACAGAGCCAAACGCAGGCCUCAGGCCACCCUUCCCCUCUACAAGGGUCUCCACAGGCUAGUAACGCUCCCGGGUUCUACCUGCAGGUCACCAAAGAUGCUCAACAGGGGCUAAGGGGCGAAGGUGAACGUAUUCCCCAGGCCCCAGUGUCUAAUGCUGCCCUACAUGCACCUGAAGCUGCCCCCACACCUGAAGCUGCCCCCACCCGGGCAGCUCCAAACCCCCAGCAGCCGCUCGCAGAGCAUCCCCAGAUGCCCGACGUCCAACCUGCUGCACAGGGUCCUGCAGUGAGUCGACCUCCUUCAGCCCACGUUUUCACUGGAGGGAGUGGUCCCGCCACAGCUGCUGCUCCUUCUGCGGUUCCUCCUCCUCCUGCUGCUGCUGCUUCUUACCCCUCUGGGCUCCAGGGACAAGUCCCUCCAGGGGCUCCCCAGCCAAACCCUGCCGCACCCCCACGUCCCCCUUCCUCUGUGGGUAGCCAGGGUUAUGGCCCUGCUCAAGGCGCACCGGUCCAGGGGUACGGAGGUUUCCAUGCAGGUGCCUAUGGAGAAUACCCCGAUGGCAGAGCGCCCCAUCCCCCUGGCCAGUAUCCUCCGCCUGGGGAUCCAAGAGCACAGCCUUACUACCAUGAGGACCCAUACAGAAGGUUUGAUCCAUGGUAUGGAAGAUAUGAAGGACAGAACCCGGCCUACCGAGAUCCCAACACCCAGUACCGAGAGCCUCAGCCCGAGAGGCCCAGCUCCCGGUCCAGUCAGUACUCGGACAGGUCGUCAUCCAGGCAAGGCUACCCGGAAGACUACCAGAGAGCCAACCGAAGUGCCUACGAGGAAUAUUAUGCAGACUAUUACAAGAAACCGUAUGACUAUGGCUACAAUUCAGGUGCCUACGAUCCCAGAUACAGAGGCUACUACGACCAGUCCUACUGGUACAACUAUGAUGAGGCCUACAGAGGGCGAGACCCCUACUACAACCCCCAACUACAACAACAGCAGCAGCAGCAACAACAACAACAACAACAACAACUGCAACAACCCCCACAACCUCCACAACUACCACAACAACAACAACAACAGCCAUUUGCUAGGCCGGAGGGCUACGAGGACCAGUGGCGCUACUACCCGGGCUACGACGCCAGCUUCGAUGACGACUACCGCCGGAGAGAGGAAUCCGUCUUGGAUGACUUUGACCGGCGCAGCGUCCACAGCGAGAUGUCAGCCCACAGCCUGCACAGCAACCACACCCAGCACAGCCGACACAGCGCAUCCAGUGUCCGGUCGCAGCAGAGUCAGGUGUACCGGAGCCAACCUGACCUGACGGUGUACGACACCACCGCACCCAUCCGGAGUGACCCCUACAGACAGUACCCGGACCAGACGGACGGCAGCCAGAGCUACACCCAGUACACCUACCCUGCGGACUACAGCACAGAGUCCACCUGGAUCGCACCUGAGCAACCGCCCCCCCGCCCACACACCCCAGAGAAGUUCAUCAUGCCCCACCGCUGUGCCCGCUUUGGGCCCGGGGGGCACCUGGUCCAGGUGCUGGCCAACAUGCCCUCGGCUGGGCAGCCGGCCCUGGUGGACAUCUACAACAUGGAGACCAUUCUCCAGGACACCAAUGAGCAGGCAGAGCUACGCUCCUUCCCCGGCCCCCUUGUCAAGGAGGAGACCCACAAGGGAGACGUGAUCAAGUUCUCCCAGAACAAGGCCCUGGAGUGCGUGCGGAACAAGGACCUGCUGGACCGUGACUCUGCCUGCCUGCUGUGGGACUUCAUCAUGCUCCUCUGCCGACAGAACGGGACGGUGGUGGGGACGGACAUCGCCGACCUGCUGCUCAAGGAGCACCGCUCAGUGUGGCUGCCUGGCAAGAGCCCCAACGAGGCCAACCUGAUCGACUUCAACAACGAGCCGCUGGAGCGGGCGGAGGAGGAGCCGGGGGCGGGGCCUCUGUCCCUCCUGUCGGACACCUUCAUGACGGUGCCCGAGAACGUCGGCAAGGAAACGGAGCGCUUCCGGGAGCUGCUGCUGUUUGGCCGCAAGAAGGAUGCUCUAGAAGCGGCGAUGAAGGGAGGUCUGUGGGGACACGCGCUACUAUUGGCCAGUAAGAUGGACAACCGGACGCACGCCCGUGUCAUGACCAGGUUUGCCAACAGUCUGCCCAUCAACGACCCUCUGCAGACCGUCUACCAGCUGAUGUCUGGGAGGAUGCCCGCCUCCGCCAUCUCCUGUGGAGAGGAGAAGUGGGGCGACUGGCGCCCUCAUCUGGCCAUGGUGCUGUCCAACCUCACCCAUACCCCGGACCUGGACACCCGCACCAUCACCACCAUGGGGGACACCCUGGCUUCCAAGGGCCUCGUCGAUGCUGCUCACUUCUGCUACCUGAUGGCCCAGGUGGGACUUGGGGUUUACACCAAGAAGAGCACCAAGAUGGUUCUAGUUGGGUCCAACCACAGUUUAACCUUCUACCAGUUUGCGACCAACGAGGCGAUCCAGAGGACGGAGGCCUACGAGUACGCCCAGUCCCUGGGCUCCCAGCCCUGCUCCCUGCCCAACUUCCAGGUGUUCAAGUUGAUCUACGCCUGCCGCCUGGCUGAAGCAGGCCUCAGCGCACAGGCCUUCCACUACUGUGAGGUGAUCUCCAAGAGUGUCCUCACGCAGCCCUCGUAUCACUCCUCUGUCAUCAUCAGUCAGCUGAUACAGCUGUCGGAGAAGCUGCGGUUCUACGACCCCCAGUUGAAGGAGAAGCCGGAGCAGGAGCUGUUCUUUGAGCCAGAUUGGCUGCUGCACCUCAGACAGCUGGAUGGACAGAUCAGGAUGGGUGCGAUAGCCUACAAUGCAGACAGGGCCACGCCCACGCAGUACGACUGUGCUUCCCCGAGCUCUGAGCUGGAGCAGACCCUACCAGCGGAGCCCUACAACAACACCAUGCCUCAAGAGAUGAACGGAGCCUCCUCAGACAACCCCCUGAUGAGCUCCCUGCUGCCCGGGCCGCCGCCCCAGGCUGUGCAGCUGAUGCCUCCAGCCCCAACUACCAUCCUCCAAGACGGCAUGGUUCCACAGCACCACCCAUCAGAGGUCCACCAGUUCUACCCCGUGCCCCCCGGCCCGGCCGCAGGCUACCUACCGCAGGUCCCCGACUCCGGCCCCUCUCCCUAUGAGCCUCAGCAGCCCCAGCCCUCGGACAUGUACCCUCCACCUCUCCAGCAGCAGCCCAGCUCCUCGCCCCCUCACCCGGGACACAUGGGCUCUCACAUGCCUCCCCAGAUGAACCAACAACCGCCCAAUCAGAUGAACCAACAACCUCCCCAUCUGAUGAACCAACAACCUCCCCAUCUGAUGAACCAACAACCUCCCCAUCUGAUGAACCAACAACCUCCCCAUCUGAUGAACCAACAACCUCCCCAUCUGAUGAACCAACAACCUCCCCAUCAGAUGAACCAACAACCUCCCCAUCUGAUGAACCAACAUCCUCCCUCCCAGAUGAACCAACAACCUCCCGAUCAGAUGAAUCAACAACCUCCCCCGCAGAUGAACCAACAACCUCCCCCCCAGAUGAAUCAACAACCUCUCCCUCUGAUGAACCAACAACCUUCCCAUCUGAUGAACCAACAACCUCCCCAUCUGAUGAACCAACAACCUCCCCAUCUGAUGAACCAACAACCUCCCCAUCAGAUGAACCAACAACCUCCCCAUCUGACGAACCAAGCCCCUUAUCCGGUAAACCAGCCUUCUCCCCAUCAAAUGACUCCGAUGCCUCCACACCCGGUGAGUCAGCCGUCCCCACACACGCCCCCCUCCCCUGGACACAUGCCCAUGAUGGAUCAGCAUGUCCUAGGCCAGCCCGAGGGUCAGCCCCUGCCUCCGAUGUCUAACGCCAUGCGCAGGAACUCUUUCACGCCACAGACGGACUUUUACGACCAAAGCGCUCACAUGGGUGCCGGGAGAAGAUCGAGAACUUCCUCACAGUCUUCAAUGCACAUGGCCUCCGGCCGCCGCUCCCGGACCACCUCCGAGUCCUCCACCCACUCCGGGGGGCGGGAGCGCAGCAACUCCUCGGCCAUGCAGAUGUCUUCGUCGCCGCCCCCCUCCAUCCCUGAGCAGCCCCGCAUGGAGGACCCUAAGAAGGCCAAGAAGCACUCCCCCAAGAAGGGUGGAGGCGGCGGCGGCGGCGGCGGCGGGGGCGGCUGGUUGAACUGGCUCUAUAGGAAGGGCAAGAAUGAGGCUCACUUGCCCGAUGACAAGAACAAAUCUAUCGUGUGGGACGAGAAGAGGCAGAAGUGGGUGGACCAGAAUGAACCAGAAGAGGAGAGUAAACCCCUCCCGCCACCUCCUCCUCCUGGAUUCAAGACUGGUCCUCCCAUGCUGGGCCCUGGAGGGCCCGGAAGGCCCCCUGGAGGGGGGCCUCCGGUCAACAUGUUCUCCAGGAAAGCAGGCACUAAGAGCCGCUAUGUGGACAUCCUGAACCCCAGCAAGACAUCGCGGCCCGGGGGGAUGGGGCCCGCCCCGGCAGACAUCUUUGCUCCGCUGGCUCCCAUGCCAACCAACCUGUUUGUGCCGGGGGCAGCCCCAGAGGAUCAGCAGCCCAUGGAGGCCAGUGAAGGAGGCGCCCAGGAGCAGGCUGCUCCCAGUGCAGGUGCUGCACCACAGAUGUUCAACCCAACACUGAUGCCUCCAGGGGGAGAUGGCCUGCCUGAGUCCGGGGAGCUGUCCCGUUCUAGCUCAAUGAGCUCUUUAUCACGUGAAGUGAGUCAGCAUUUAAACCAGGGACAGCAAGCCCCCCCCGCUGGAGGCGUGACCUUUUAUAACCCCGCCCAAUUUGCACAGCCCAGUGCACAGUCCGGAGGGCCGCGGGGGCAAGGCCGCUUUGGGGGCCAGAGGCAGUACCCAGUGGUGAAAUAGACCCCUCUCCACAGACUCAUCACAGCUGGUAGUCAUCCUGUCCGCAAGUGACUGAAGCACAUGGACAGAUUGCUUUCAUCUGAAGGACCCUCUCGUUAAUCCUCCUCAUCACCAAUACCGUCUUCAUCCUACUCUGACAUCGUACCCGCUCUUGUUUUCUCUGGUUUAUGUUUCCUACUGGAAGUCCAUUGCUUUUUUUAUUUUGUGUAUAUAUAUAGGAAAGAUGCUGUCACUGAAAGGGCUUAUUCCUCCCAAUCUAUUUUUAUAGAGGGCUUUCUUAAUGCGUCAGAUUUUAAUAUGGAUGCAUUUACACACCAAACCAUAUGCUUAAAAUGAAUUACCAAUUAUAGAUUCAACUCUGAACCCCACCGGCUCUGUAUCAUGUCUAUGGUCCUUUUGUCCAGGCUUUCUUGACUGCAAGCGUGUGUGUGUGUGUGUGUGUGUGUGUGUGUGUGUGUGUGUGUGUAUCUGGGCAGUCUGGACUGUAGAGGAAUAGAAUUUAACCAUUCAUGUAAAUUGUGCAUAUCGUGGUUUCCUGUGCACUGGACAUGGAGGGUCAAUUUGAAAAGGAGCAGACUGCAUCUUCCACUGUGACGAUGUCAGACCCACAGGAUGGACGUCACAUCCUUGACCUCUGCACCUUUUUAUCGAUUGUUAUUCCAACUUUUGAGAUGUUUACUCCAAGAUCUCGAGCUAUCACACGGCCCCCCGAGUGGUGGUUCAGCUCAGAGAAACAAGGAUUGGUCUUCAGUAACACCAGGAUUCAGAAUACAAGUCCCUCUUUAAAUGUGGUAUAACAAAUCCAUCCAAAUGUGUAAAUCUGAUUGAUUGUAUUUAUCGAGUCGUAGUCCUGAAUGUGUGUUUUGAGAGCAACUAAUUUUAUUUUCUGAUGGGCUUGAAUGAAAUCUGUUUGUCAUAAUCUAGUGGUUGAUUCACAUCCCUGAUUGUUCAACUGCAGCUUAUGCAUAUUAAUUUGAGUUGCAAAAAUGAAAACUUAUUGCAUCAAAUUAAUUUCCCCAGAACAUUUCUUUGCUAACUGUUGUCCCGUCUCCCUAAGACCCGAUAGACCAAUAGUUUGUGAUGAUCUUAAAUGGCUUGCUUUGGUAAUAGGCCUAGACCAGUGUAACGGAUUUUUUUUUAAUCCUCCCUUUGAGAGAAACUUGUCAUUUACCCCAAAGUGAAAAAUCCCUAUUGUAAGAUUCUAUACAAAAGAAUAAAACGAAAUUAAAUAAAGAUAUUUUUUCGCUCUUUA